AUGGCAACCACACCGUCGCAAAAACCAUCAGCUAAAUCAUCCCUCAAGCCUAACAAGACGGUCAUUCUUCGUCUAGCUCCUCACCUGCUCAAGAAGUUUACCUCACCGUCUGAAGACGCUUCUGAGCCAUCAGCCACUGCUUCUCCUGCACCAGCUUCAACCCCCCUCAUCAACGCCCCAGCACCAGAAGCCUCAGAGACGAAUGGCACUCCAGCUCCCGGUACCGAUGCCGCUGCCACAGACAACAACUCGUUAGCUCCUCCUCAAGCAGUCAACGGCAAGAAGAAGGGCGUUCCUGGUCCCAAGCCUGGUACAAAGAGAACUGCUGCUCAAGCUGAGGCAGGCCCGAAUGCAAAGCCUAGAGGANAAGCCUGGUCCCAAGAAGAAGCCUCGUCUGUACGUGACUUGCACACCAACCAUACUCACUCAUUCCUUGUACAUACUGACACUAAUCUCAGGGCUGAUGGAACCAUUGAUAGAACUGCCGAGGGCACAAAGAAAGGUCCGUUCGGCGGCGUGGCUCCCAUAGCUACACACAAGCUAGGUCCCAAAGCCAAUACUGGUGCCAUCAAUGCUGGCCUUCGUGCACUGGACAGAUCAGGCAAGCCAUGCCGAAGAUGGGAACGCAAAGGUCUUCAACUCAAGAGUAUAUCUGGUGUUGCUUGGACAGUUGGAUCAUGGGCUGCUCCGCUCAAGGACAACUCAUCUUUCAGCGGCGAUGUGAAGAGCGAGAACUCGUCCAGCAGUCAAGCAGACAAUGCUAGGCUUGCGAGCAGCGCACUUCCUAGCGAAAGAAGCAACAGUGGCGAAGGAGCCAAGGCGGAGACUGCUCUUGAGAGCUCACCUGCACCAGCAGUACCUGUCGAGGCAUGA
Molecule: messenger RNA, 873 nt
Organism: Aureobasidium musti
Lineage: Eukaryota; Fungi; Ascomycota; Dothideomycetes; Dothideales; Saccotheciaceae
Source: the annotation of a GenBank genome assembly